Messenger RNA from Malaya genurostris, 2614 nucleotides. Its product is annotated as chitooligosaccharidolytic beta-N-acetylglucosaminidase-like. The record is from RefSeq and is a predicted model, not a curated record. The coding region runs from base 540 to 2381 and encodes 613 amino acids. The transcript has 3 exons. NCBI's taxonomy places the organism in Eukaryota, Metazoa, Arthropoda, Insecta, Diptera, Culicidae. Gene Ontology annotation, biological process: carbohydrate metabolic process; ganglioside catabolic process; glycosaminoglycan metabolic process. Gene Ontology annotation, molecular function: beta-N-acetylhexosaminidase activity. Gene Ontology annotation, cellular component: membrane.
GUAUCAUGAUGUAAACAAACAAGGCUUUCGGAACAGGAUUUGUUAUCCCAUUCGCCUUCAUAGUGUGCAGUAUAAUUUAACUAAUUAUUAUUUGAACAGACUGAAAGUAGAAUUCACAUAUUCCUGGUUUUAACUUCUUCUAUUUCAAAUGAACAGCUUUAUAUGUCAAGUAGUUUAACCAGUUUUAUCUGUGAUACUAAAAUUUUGUUCCUGUUUUAAUUAUUCGAUGGUAAAGUGUAAAUAAAGUCCUCGAAUGUCCAUUGAUCACUCAAACUUAAUCGUUCUCAAAUUUUCAAAGUAAUCGAUAACAUUGACACGGUAAAUAAUAAAAAAAAAGACAACGAAGAAAUCGGCAAACAACUUGCGCAUAAAUAUGAGCCGAACAAAGUGCGCCCACAACAGUCCGUGAAACGAUUGUCAUCGAAUCGACACGCUUUUAUAGCAGACAAGACAGCAACUUCAAGCAGUUCAUUGGCCGCCGUUGAAGAAGAAAGUAAAAAUUGGUCGGAAUUUUUGUGACUCACGAAAAGAACCAGUUAAUGGGAAUAUCUCACACGAAUGUCGAGAUGAAGGUACGUUUAUCAGGAGCUAUUUUGGUCUUCGCAAGCUUGAUAGUCGCAGCAGCAUGGGCACAGCACUCGGAAAGCAACCCGGUAUGGGGCUACCGAUGUGUAGACAGUCGUUGCGAAAAAGUUGCUCUGGAUGCCAAUGAUGCACUGCAGAAGGCGGUUAGCCUGUCGGUAUGUCGUCUCUACUGUAACGAGAUAUUCGGUACGCUGUGGCCCCGUCCGACCGGCGAGUACCGUUUGGGGAACAAUUUGAUCCAUAUUAAUGGGUACGAUAUUGAAUACCAGUGGGAUAAAUCAUAUGAAGCAUUAAGUAAGAACUGGGACACUAGCGUCGAGCGGUUCCGGUCCCAGUUGAUGAAUAAAGCUUCUGGCGAGCAGUUGAAAUCCGGAGGAAAGCAUAUGGUAGUAAGAGUGACCGUUGAUACAGAUUCGCUUGUACUGAACCAUGGAACAGACGAGAGUUAUAAGUUAGCCAUAACUGGGACGGAUGCAGGAGAUGUGUCGGUAAAGAUUGACGCGAAAAACUAUUUCGGAGCUAGACAUGCUCUGGAAACCUUAGCGCAGUUGAUCGUAUUUGAUGAUUUGCGGAAUGAAUUGCAAGUUGUGGCAGAUGUAGAAAUCCAAGAUGCUCCAAUGUUUCCACAUCGUGGAAUAUCAUUAGACACUUCGAGAAACUAUGUCGAUUUGAAAUCUAUCAAAAGGACGAUCGAUGCAUUGGCGAUGGUUAAAAUGAACGUCUUCCAUUGGCAUAUUACUGACUCGCAAAGUUUCCCAUUAGUCAUAAAGUCUCAACCGCUUCUGCAUACGUACGGCGCCUACUCACACAAAGAGAUCUACUCGGACGAGAAUGUAGCUGAUAUAGUCAAUUACGCUUUGGCGCGUGGAAUUCGUGUCAUUCCGGAACUGGAUGCUCCGGCACAUGUUGGCGAAGGAUGGGAGAAAACAAAUCUCACCAGCUGUUUCAACUUUCAACCAUGGGUUAAAUACUGUGUGGAACCACCGUGCGGCCAGUUGGAUCCUACCAAAGAUAAGGUCUACGAUGUACUGGAAGAUAUCUAUCGCGAAAUGAAUGAUAUGUUCAGUAAGUCAGACGUAUUUCACAUGGGAGGAGAUGAAGUAUCAUUAAGUUGCUGGAACUCAAGCGUUGAAAUUCAACAAUGGAUGCAAUCGAAAGGAUGGGGCCUGGAGGAAGCAGACUUCCUGAAGUUGUGGAAUUAUUUCCAGAGUAAUGCACUAGCACGACUUGAUAAAACCACAGGAGAUAAAAGGCCAAUAGUGAUGUGGACAAGCCAUCUUACGGAAGAUCCCUAUGUAGACAAGUAUCUUGACAAAAAUCGAUACAUAAUUCAAAUCUGGACCACUGGCUCUGACCCUAAGCUAACGAAGCUCUUAGAGAAAGGUUUUCGUGUGAUCAUUUCCAACUAUGACGCUCUUUACCUGGACUGUGGAUUUGCUGGAUGGGUUACGGGUGGUAACAAUUGGUGUUCACCAUACAUCGGCUGGCAGAAAGUUUACAAUAACGACCUCAAACUGAUGAGUGGACCCUACUCUUCACAGGUUCUGGGAGCUGAAGGCGCUUUAUGGACAGAGCAAGCCGAUCAAUUGACAUUGGAUGCCCGUUUGUGGCCAAGAUUAAGUGCGUUGGCCGAACGGCUCUGGACUGAUCCUCGCAGCGGUUGGGAACAGGCUGACUCACGAAUGUUGAUCCAUCGAGAAAGACUGGUUGAGAACGGCAUUGCUGCAGAAAGCUUGCAACCGAAGUGGUGUCUGCAAAACGAAGGAAACUGUCCGAUGGAUCAAGGCAGAAUUUAGUAUUCUUUGACACUGUCCAUGCAGCUGUGAUUUUGCUUGAAUAAUCCGUCGCUUUCAAAGCUAACAGGCAAUGUUCAGUACUUGAUAACAGUUUAGAUAUUGUUAGUAUUAUGAGCAGAUCAAAAAUUGAUUGUGUAGAAUUUACUUUUACCGUAUUCUUUUCACAUAAAUCGUUAAAGCAAUUUUUUAUAAUAAAAUGAAUUUACAAACUCCGCUAUUCAUUAAUAAACAUU